Clonostachys byssicola is the source of this 1377-nucleotide messenger RNA. NCBI's taxonomy places the organism in Eukaryota, Fungi, Ascomycota, Sordariomycetes, Hypocreales, Bionectriaceae. The record is from the annotation of a GenBank genome assembly.
AUGAGGCGGCACGCUGGCCCGUUGGACAAGCGGAAAAAGGUGACGCGGUGCCAAUCCUGCUCCAAGCGGCGGAUUAAGUGUGAGGGAGGCUUCCCGUGCGAGUACUGUAUUCGGACCAAGAAGCAAUGUCAUCCUCCUGGUCCGUCUCCCCAGGAAAUAGAAUUUGCCAUUGUCGGAAACUUGACGCGGCCGGAUUAUCAAACGCUGGCAUCUCCUGCUCUGAUCCCGAGACCUAAUGAAAGCCUGUACCUGGAUCAUUUUGCACUCUUCGUGGAAAGAUGCCAAUUUACGAAGGGGUUUGCCACCGUAUCCUCCGACCUCCUCCCUCUUAUUUCUUCUUCAAAACCUUUGAAAGAUUUAGCACUUGCAAUUGGCGCAUUGGAAGCCAGCAGGAGAGGAUACUUGCACACACAUCGUGGGGCAGACUCUCCGCAAGUUGCGUCUUUUGGAUUUUACGGGAGAUCGAUCGAAGCGUUCCAGAAGCAGAUACAGACCAGCCAGGGGAUUGAGAAGGAGGAUGUCCUUUGGACCACCCUUUUCCUCGGAAUUUUCGAUCUCAUGUCUGAGAAUUCCGGCGAUGGUUGGGCAAACCACAUGUCGUAUGGCGUAUCAAGAAUUUUGCAAGCCGUGAAGCCUGUUGAUGACCCAUCACCGCUAAGGAUGACGCUUCUUGACGCAUUUAAGACCCUGGAGGCCAACCGUGCUAUUCUGUACGGAAAUGGCUCGUUCCUGGGUGAAGAAUGCUGGUCGUCGCACCUCCCGAGGCCGAUCACACAGCCCCCUGGCACAAUGCCCAGCAUCAUACAACUAAUGCUUGAAGUAUCCAGCUUUAGUCAAAGAUUUUUUGAAGGAAUAGAGUCGAUCGCGAGCGACGGCAGGCCUUUCCACCCAUUCAUAAGCGAGCUUGCAGUUGAUGGUUGCCGUCUCCACGAGAAGCUAGAAUCAUGGUACAGUGAAACAGCACCCCGGAGAGACGAGUCUGAUCCAUAUACCAAGCUUGCUUUGGCCAUUUAUCAUGCUCUUGCCCUUUUCCUGGUUGGAAAUUAUGGGUACUAUUCAUGCUGGGAAGGUCAGAGACUCCCAAGCUUAAGUUUGCUCGAAGUGGAAAGUCAUUCGAACAGAGUAAUGAGCCUGUCUGUCUCUAUUUUGGAGAAUUCUCAUAUUUCAGGAACAUUAAUUUUAUUCCCGCUGAGAGUAGCUGGCUUGUACUCUACAGAGGAACAACAGCGCGGAGAAAUCUUAGGUUUGCUUGGGCGUAUCCAACGACAAGGGUUCAAUGUCGCCGAAAGAAUACAAGGCGACUUGCGGCAAUGCUGGAAUUACCAAGACUCGCAUAGCUCACUUCUUCGCAUGAUUGAUAAUGUCUCUGAGUACUGA